Schistocerca piceifrons (Central American locust) is the source of this 564-nucleotide messenger RNA. RefSeq lists its product as uncharacterized. The transcript has 2 exons. NCBI's taxonomy places the organism in Eukaryota, Metazoa, Arthropoda, Insecta, Orthoptera, Acrididae. The coding region runs from base 1 to 564 and encodes 187 amino acids. The record is from RefSeq and is a predicted model, not a curated record.
AUGAUAAUUGGGGAUCUGAAUACUCAGAUCGGCACAAAUAGAAAUGGAUAUGAGGAAGUGAUGGGCCCUUUUGGAUACAGAAGACGAAAUGUUGAGGAUAAAUUAAUUGGAGGAAAAGUAAGGGACACUAAAGUAAUACCAAGUAAGCACUUGGAUAGUGACUACAGGUUACUAGUUGCUGAUCUAAAUUAUAAGAUGAAAAGUUUGAAUACUGUACAGAGAAUGCCAAAAAGUAAGGAGUGGAAGUUGAAAGAAGAAGAAAAUAAGAAAAGUUUCCAAAAUCCAGUAGCACAAAAAUUGCCAAAAACUGUAAGGGGUAGUGUAGAGGAAGAGUGGAACCUAUUUAAAACAUCAAUAGUUAACAGUGCUGCGCAGAUAUGCAGCAAAACAAAGGGUAAAGUGAAGGGCAAAGAAACCAGAUGGUGGAAUGAUAGAGUAAAAGAUGCAUUUAAAACACAUAAUAUGGCAAAGAAAAACAUGGAGCUUGAAAACAGAAAUCAGAACCAGGGGCUGGUGCCAAAAGAUGAACACAGGGUGACAACACUGGAGAAGAAAUACCGAUAA